UAAAACGUCAAAACCGGUACCGAUAAGGUGUGGCCGUAUUAUUCUGAAGUCAGGGCAGCAAAGCAGAAUAUUUUGAGAGUCCUUGCGGCUUUGUUCAAAAUGCCGCAUAAGCGUAAAUCUAGAGUAAAUUGGAACCAGAAGAAUACCGCCACACGUCGUGCUCAAUUGGCCCACCCACCGGCGGGGCCUCCACCGGCGGCCGUCGCCCCGGACAACGAGCAAUGUCAGGAAGUCGAGGAAAUCGAGCCGCAGAUGCCUGCACCGGAAUGUGUUACCUUCAGGGCACCUGUGAGCUGCAGGAAAUUUGCCGUCCCGCAUUAUAACUCCUCAGUUCGCAAGAAGGAAGAAAUAGAUGCAUUGAAUAAGAUGAAGGCAGUAAUUUCGGAAGCAAAUAUGACGCCUAGCAUGGUGACAGCUAUAGCUCCGCGGGUCACUCAUAAGAUGAACUUUCCUCCGGAUCAGGCAGUUUUUAAAGAUCUCGUGCCUCUGAACGUCAACGACUCUGUUCUGGUGCCGCACAAGCAAGGGGAAACUUCAAAGAACCGAGCUACCAAAGAAACAGGACCCAAAACUAAACCCGAGCCCCAACUUGCCGACUAUGCGGAGAAGAUAGAACCCAUCAUCUUGGCCAUUCCUGAGCCAGAGCUUCACUUAGACUUUCCACGGGAGGCUUUUGACUUUCUCGGCGCAUACAGAAAAAUAUUCUAUUAGUUACGUUUUAUUCUAAAUAUAUGUGAAUGGUUGUGGUA
Drosophila ananassae is the source of this 749-nucleotide messenger RNA. RefSeq lists its product as uncharacterized. Bases 100 to 711 code for a protein of 203 amino acids. The record is from RefSeq and is a predicted model, not a curated record. NCBI's taxonomy places the organism in Eukaryota, Metazoa, Arthropoda, Insecta, Diptera, Drosophilidae. The transcript is spliced from 2 exons.